Molecule: messenger RNA, 2475 nt
Organism: Bolinopsis microptera
Lineage: Eukaryota; Metazoa; Ctenophora; Tentaculata; Lobata; Bolinopsidae
Product: scavenger receptor cysteine-rich type 1 protein M130-like
Exons: 7
Coding region: 1-2475 (824 amino acids)
Cellular component (GO): membrane
Source: RefSeq, a predicted model, not a curated record
AUGAAUAGUCAACAUGCAGUGUGCAAUGUUUAUGCAUCAGGUUAUAGUAUAAUUAGGGGUAAUAACGGAUAUGCUAGAACAGCGGAGCGGAAGUGCUUUGACCAAGCACCGUCACAAGAUUCAGCCAAUCUGUUUCAGUUGGUUGACUCCUCGGGAAACUUUAUCACUGGACAACAAAAUGGUCUCUUACUGUACAACGGUGGUACCUUGUGUGAUAGUAGUUUCAAUAUCACUGCAGCGCAUGCUGUAUGCAAGCUCAUGGGGUUCAAAAACGCACUAUCGUGGAAGUCUGGAAAAAUUUGGAGAACUCAGGAAAGGUAUAAAGUAUUUUCGCACAGUUUGGUCUGUUCUUUGAGAGAUUGGUCAUCGUGCACGUUCAGAAAUGAUGGAAAAGCUUGUACUGAUCACGCUAAAGACGUAUUUUUGACUUGUUCGGGAAAUCGUAGCCCGUUCACUCUUGUAAACUCUGCUGGAUCACAAGUUUCUGGUCUUCAACAGUUCCUACUUCUUUAUAAUGGAGGCACAGUUUGUGGUGAUCAGUUCAGUGAUAAUUCUGCUGAUGCUAUUUGCAGGGAUAUGGGCUACUAUGGGGCAAAAAGGUGGCGAAUGGAAGAGACGAACUGGUCUUCGGGUAACCCUAAGGUUGAUUACCACAUCGCUUUGGAUGAUGUUAAUUGUACUGAAGGGGACUGGAAAGCAUGUUCUUACACAACGUCUCAUGAUUGCGAACAUGGUAAAGUUAUAUAUCUCUCCUGUAUGUUUAUCCCUGUUCAUAACAACAACACAUCUUCGCUAGAGACAUGCGAGAAUACCUCAACAGAAAAUACCUCGACAGCUUUUGUGACUAUAAUUUGCAUUGGUCUGGUUUUCAUUGUUUUCAGGAAAAACUCUCAAAUUGACCGUUUAUCAAAGAAAAGUGCUAAUACAGACGCCCUUGUCAAGAAACUUCAAGAUCAGCUGAAGGAACUGCAAAAUAGAGACUUGAUAGACCUCAAGUCAGUUCUUACAGAUUGCUCAGAUGACAACGAUCAGAACAUCAAAUUGGUUGACUCUUCAGGAAACUAUAUAACUGAAGAACAACAAGGUCUCUUACUGUACAACGGUGGUACCUUGUGCGAUAGUAGCUUUAACAUGACCGAUGCGGACGCCGUAUGUAGGCUUAUGGGCUUCAAAGGUGCUUUAUCGGGGAAGAUUGGCUACAUUUGGAAGAUUCAAGAUAAUUAUAAGAUAUCUUCACACGGUUUAGCAUGCUCAGUAGGAGAUUGGUCCUCAUGCUUAUCCAAAAGUAGGAACUCUUGCAAUGACCAUACUAAAGAUGUGUUUCUCACUUGUUCGGGAACUCGGAGCCCGUUCACUCUGGUGAACUACUCAGGAUCACAAGUGUCAGGUGAUCAACAGUUCCUAGUUCUUUAUAAUGGAGGCACAGUCUGUGGUGACCAGUUCAGUCAUAAUUCUGCUCAAGCUAUUUGCAAGGAUAUGGGUUAUUAUGGAGCAAAAACGUGGCGGAGAGGAAAUUCGAGCUGGUCUACGGGGAGCGCCAAGGUGGAGUAUCGUAUCGCAUUGGAUGAUGUUAACUGUUCUAGGCAAAACUGGAAAUCCUGUUCCUACUCGACAUCACAUGAUUGCAAACAUGGUCAAGUUAUCUAUCUUUCCUGCAUGUUAAAACCUAAUUACAGUCCAGUGGCAGUUGCGGCAGAUGAUGGUCAAAAUUGUAUUACACCUUAUCUGACUUUAAUUUGCAUAGGUUUGGCUGUGAUAAAUUGGAGGAAAGGCUCUAAAAUUUACGCUAUAAAUAAGAAAAACGCAGAAAAUAACGCUAAGACUGAGGCUCUUGUCAAGAACCUUCAAGAUCAAUUGGAGGAACUGCGAAAUGUUAGGAAAACGUCUUCAAAAACGAAUAUGGUUGACUCUUCCGGGGACGAAUAUCAGAACAGUAACGGAAACUUAGUGCUGUACGAUGAAAACAAGAAAUCUGUUUGGAGCAGUGGCACAAGAGGUAAUUAUGACGAGAUAGAGCUUGUGGUACAGGACGACAACAAUGUCGUACUCUACAAUUCCUUCCAUCGGGACAGGCCCGUUCUCUGGUCAACCUAUACCAAAGACAGAUACUGUCCCGAAGAUGAAAUCGGAAAAAAACAGCUACAAUUGAUAGACGACUUGGGGAAGCCCGUCAUUAGUGGUCAAAGAGGUCUCUUGCUGUUUCAGAACAUGACCUUCUGCGAAAUUAACUUCAAUGAUUUGAAUAAUGCAGCCCAUGCCAUUUGCAAGCUGAUGGGUUUUAAAGUUUCCGGACAUCAACAGUUCCUACUCCUUUAUAAUGGAGGCACAGUUUGUGGUGAUCAGUUCAGUGAUAAUUCUGCUGCAGCUAUUUGCCGGAAUAUGGGCUACUCGGGAGCAGAAAGCUGGCGAUUAUCAUGGCCUUUUGAAAAGUAUGUGGAUGUAUACGUAUGCAAAGUGGAAGAAUUCGAAAAUUGA